Centruroides sculpturatus (bark scorpion) is the source of this 471-nucleotide messenger RNA. RefSeq names its product transcription elongation factor SPT4-like (gene spt4). The coding region runs from base 1 to 351 and encodes 116 amino acids. Gene Ontology annotation, cellular component: nucleus; DSIF complex. Gene Ontology annotation, molecular function: zinc ion binding; RNA polymerase II complex binding. Lineage: Eukaryota; Metazoa; Arthropoda; Arachnida; Scorpiones; Buthidae. Gene Ontology annotation, biological process: chromatin organization; regulation of transcription elongation by RNA polymerase II; positive regulation of DNA-templated transcription, elongation. The record is from RefSeq and is a predicted model, not a curated record. The transcript has 4 exons.
AUGUCUCUAGAAAGCAUUCCGAAGGAUUUGAGAAAUUUAAGAGCCUGUCUCCUGUGUUCAAUGGUUAAAACUCUUGAACAAUUUGAAUUUGAUGGUUGUGAUAAUUGUGAAGGUUAUCUUGGUAUGAAAAAUAAUCGAGAUAUGGUUUAUGAUUGUACUAGUUCAAAUUUUGAUGGACUGAUCUCCCUUAUGGGACCAGAAGAUAGCUGGGUUGCUAAAUGGCAGAGAAUAAAUCAUAUGGUUAAAGGAAUUUAUGCUAUAUCCGUAUCUGGCCGUCUUCCACCAGGUAUUAUUCGUGAGCUGAAAAGUCGUGGAAUUACUUAUAAAUCAAGAGACACUAGUACUACCUGAAUUUAUAUAUAAAUUGAAGCUAUUUAAAGUAUUAUUUGUAUAAAAUUAUUAAUUGAUUAUUGUAAACAUAUAAAAAUUAAAUAAAAAUCUUUGAUAACUUAGGACUUGUUGUAUGUAGAC